This is a messenger RNA of Pelobates cultripes (western spadefoot toad), 3198 nucleotides long. Lineage: Eukaryota; Metazoa; Chordata; Amphibia; Anura; Pelobatidae. The record is from the annotation of a GenBank genome assembly.
GCCACUUGGGGGCCAAAGCUAACUGUGCGUCACAGCCUUUGGAGGAAAGAAAGUGAAGGACCCAAGAAGCAUGCAACUCAAUUUGUGCAAAUGGCAUCACAAGGGGAAGGCAUGGACGUCUGGCUGAAGGGGAGAUCUACCCAAUGGUUCAAUCACAGCCAGCUAUGAAUCUCUAAUAAUAAAAUAAAGCACCGCUAUUGCCAGCACUAAUUAAAACACUGUCUGGGUUCAGGCUGAGAACGUCGUUUUUGCAGGAACAGCUGGAAGAGAACCAGAUGUGAGUGAGGAUGGUUCCUGUGGACUGACACGGACCCCGAACCGAGGAAAUAGAUAGAAAAGUGAGUGGAACGCUGUGAUUGCCUGCGCUUUCUGCGCUCUGCCCUCCGCUACAGCCGGGACAGGAGGACAUGUGGCUCGGGGUUCUAUGCAUUGAGACUAUGAGAAGCAGGCAGCUUGGGCUUUAAUUUCUGGGUGAAUAGUGGGAGGCUAUAACAAAUUAAUUCAAUACAAUUAAACCGGAUCUUAUAGCCGCUUUAAAAAUGCAGCCAGUGGUCAUUUAGUACAUUUGUGAAUACAGAGUAAUGUAUCGCUUGCAUUUAUUACGAUUUAGUAUUUUUUAGAAGAAUAGUAUAAUAAUUCGACUUUUGUUCUGUUUCAUUUUGUUUUAGGAUGGGUUACUAUAUCACCGUUAUUACUACUACUAAUAUAUUUCUAUAUAGAAGAGGUUUUAGUUAUGUAGAAUUUGGAAGAGAGGUGUACAAUGUAACUCUUAUUUAUCAUUGUACUCAGUAGUGUCUGCAUGCUGAUUAGAAAGAUGUUUGUUGCAGAGAUUGGUGGUUACUGAUGAUGAUUUUGAUGGCUGUAUGUUCUUCUCUAGGGUCCAUCCAGCAAGGAGUGGUUGCCUGCAAUAAGUCCUACCUGAUGUCACCGCUGCUAUCCUGAGCCCCGAGUUGAAGACAGAGGGAACCAUCUCCCGGGUUUGAUUUUUGAGACUUAGCUGGGACAUAGCUGAAUAAGGAUACCAUGGAUUCAGAGGAGAAACCCAAGCUAGCCAAGUCGGCGGUGGAGAAACUGUCUGAUGCCGUGGGUGAAAAAACCAAGCAGCUGGGCACGGCCAUGAAGGAGGUCCACCACCAGAGGAGACUCAUCUUGUUCAUCGUUUGUGUUGCACUUUUCCUUGAUAACAUGCUUUAUAUGGUGAUAGUCCCAAUUAUCCCAGAUUACAUUUUGAGUAUGAGACUGCAUGAUGAGGCGCACAGGCACAUCAACACCAGCAGCUCCUACUCUAACAAGUCCAUUAUCAAGCCCAGCUACCCGGUGGAGAAUGAAGAUAUGAAGAUCGGGGUCCUCUUUGCCUCCAAAGCCAUCCUCCAGCUUCUGGUGAACCCUCUGAGUGGGACGUUCAUAGACAGGGUGGGCUACGACAUCCCUCUGUUCAUCGGACUGGUGGUCAUGUUCCUCUCCACCGUCAUCUUUGCUUUUGCCGAGAACUAUGCCACCUUGUUUGUGGCCAGGAGUCUCCAGGGCUUGGGCUCAGCCUUCGCAGACACCUCUGGGAUCGCCAUGAUCGCAGACAAGUACACAGAGGAGGCAGAAAGGAGCAGAGCCCUGGGUAUAGCCUUGGCAUUCAUCUCCUUCGGGAGCCUGGUGGCACCCCCGUUUGGAGGUAUAUUAUACCAGUUUGUAGGCAAGGAAAUGCCCUUCCUGGUUCUAGCGUCCAUUUCCCUCCUGGACGGUAUUCUGCUGCUGAUAGUUAUUAAACCCUUUGCCAACCGGACUAGAGAGAACAUGCCAGUUGGCACACCCAUCCACAGACUUAUGAUUGACCCUUACAUUGCAGUGGUUGCAGGGGCACUGACUACCUGUAACAUUCCCCUGGCUUUUCUGGAGCCCACCAUAGCCAACUGGAUGAAGACCACUAUGGGUGCCUCUGAGUGGCAAAUGGGACUAACGUGGCUCCCAGCCUUCUUCCCCCACGUCCUUGGUGUGUAUCUAACAGUGAAGCUGGCUUCUAGCUACCCUCACUACCAAUGGUUUUAUGGGGCCAUAGGGAUGGUGAUCAUAGGUGCCAGUUCCUGCACAGUGCCAGCCUGUAAGAAUUUUGGAGAACUUAUUGUCCCACUGUGCGGUAUCUGCUUUGGCAUAGCCCUGGUGGACACUGCUCUCCUGCCCACCCUUGCCUUACUGGUAGACCUCCGCCAUGUAUCAGUGUAUGGAAGUGUGUAUGCCAUAGCUGACAUAUCCUACUCGGUGGCAUAUGCCCUAGGGCCUAUUGUUGCCAGUCAGAUUGUCCAUACCACGGGUUUCACCCAACUCAACCUGGGCAUGGGUCUUGCCAACGUUCUCUAUGCACCUGCUCUUCUGCUCCUCAGAAAUGUAUGCCAAAUGAAACCUUCCCAUUCAGAGAGAAACAUAUUGUUAGAUGAAGAACCCAAGGGGCUCUAUGACACUAUUAAAAUGGAAGAGCGUAAAGCUAAGUCUCAUAGAGGCAAAAGCGAGGCUCAAGGAAAUAGCAUGGACAAUUACCACGAAGGGCAGGCAGGUAAAUACAUGUCUGGUGAGGACUCGUCUGAUUAUGACUAUAGUUAAAUAUUAAGGUCAUGCUAAGGUUAAGUGGGCUUUAAUGAGACAUCCAGCCAUCUGUUUAUGCACCAAGUGGCAAUUUACAAAUUAUACAAUUCUCAUGAUAAUCACCAGGCUUUCUGUAAACCUAUUUUUAUGAUAUCUUGUUUUUCUGGAAAAGUUUAAAAACUAUCACAAAUCUAUCUAUAUCUAUAAAAAAUGUAAUUAAAAAAAUAAUAAUUAUAAUAAAAAAAUUAACACUCCCAAAGGAAUAUAUUCGUGACUACAGACUCAUAAUCCUUCAAAGAUUAGGUGCAGUAUUUGUUUAAAAAAAAAAUGUCUUUUUUUUAUGUCACACUCAAUGUGAAAUACUGACUUUCUGUAUAAAUAUAAUUUAAAAAAAUAAUACAAUCACACGUUACAUGGAGUGAAUAAAGUUACAUAUUCAGGGAAAUAAAGCUAAUAAAUAUUGUAAAUAGUUAUAUUUUGUGAUUUGACCUCAUGGACCUUUAAAAUGAAGCAUUGUAUUAUUUUGUUCCAGAUCAAAAUUUUUGGUGUGUUUUUUAUUUUCAGUCAUUACAUGAAUGGAAUGUUUAACCCACUUUUACCACCACGAGCUGAAUAAAUAAAUAAAAC